This is a messenger RNA of Panicum virgatum (switchgrass), 4318 nucleotides long. Its product is annotated as regulatory-associated protein of TOR 2-like. Gene Ontology annotation, cellular component: TORC1 complex; cytoplasm. The transcript has 6 exons. The record is from RefSeq and is a predicted model, not a curated record. NCBI's taxonomy places the organism in Eukaryota, Viridiplantae, Streptophyta, Magnoliopsida, Poales, Poaceae. Gene Ontology annotation, biological process: positive regulation of protein serine/threonine kinase activity; cellular response to amino acid stimulus; regulation of autophagy. Gene Ontology annotation, molecular function: protein-macromolecule adaptor activity. The coding region runs from base 2213 to 3439 and encodes 408 amino acids.
GCCGAUGUGGAGAAGCCGGCGCCCGUGGCGUACCUGCCCCAGGUGGUGGUGCUGUGCGAGCAGCGCCACGAGGGGAUCGACGAGGCUACGGCCGCCGCAGCCGGGCCAUCCUCCAGCGGCCCCGUCUCCAGAUGGCGGUCAAAGGACCGGAUGAAGACUGGAUGUGUUGCCCUUGUAUUAUGUUUAAACAGUAGUGUUGAUCCGCCCGAUGUAAUUAAAAUUUCCCCUUGUGCAAGAAUGGAGUGCUGGAUAGAUCCAUUUUCUAUGGCACCUCCUAAAGCCCUAGAAAAUAUUGGCGAAACAUUGCACUCAAGUAUGAGCGCUGGCAACCUAAGGCUCGUUACAAGCUUCAGCUGGAUCCUACAGUGGAGGAAGUUGAAAAACUUUGCAAUACUUGCCGCAAGUAUGCCAGAUCAGAGAGAGUCCUUUUCCAUUAUAAUGGACAUGGUGUACCAAAGCCUACGGCUAAUGGUGAGAUUUGGGUGUUUAACAAGAGUUAUACACAGUAUAUUCCAUUUCCGAUUACUGAUCUUGAUUCAUGGUUAAAGACACCUUCCAUUUAUGUUUUUGACUGCUCAGCAGCUGGAAUUAUUGUGAAAGCUUUUCUGGAGCGCCUAGACUGGAGUUCUACUCCUCCGCAUCUUCACAAAAGGAUUGCAUUCUUGCUGCAUGUGAGGUGUUAGACACUCAAAAUUGGCAUGACCUGAAGUAGGCAAGAUAAAUGCCAAAAUAGCCAAUUCAAUAUUAACUCUUAUUAUUUUGCAAAUUUGGCAUAUAUGACCAUUGUGCAGGAUAUGGAGAUCGUUUUGGGAUAUUCUGGAUAUGAUUUCAUCAAUGAGACAAAGAUAGGCACAAAAAGACAUCAAGAUGAGGUCAAAUCAUGGGUUUUAAUGCACCAAGACGAAGCCCUCGUCGAGACGAUCGAAAUGGACAUAUGGAUCGCCUAAUUUGGAGUCCGUGUGUAGGAGUUAUGGCGCCAGGAAGUUCGCCUAUCUAGGCAAAACUGGUCUAACCGGAUUUGGGGACCGGUCUGACCGGUUUUGGCUAUUGUGCAGCACGAGGAGUCCGGUCUGACCGGAUUUGGUGACUGGUCUGACCGGUUUUUAGCAGAUUAGUCCGAAUUAGAGUUGUAAUUUGAUUCUAGGUCGGUUUGUCACAUGUUUUUGAACUCCCACGGGUACAGACAUUUCCACCCUAUAAAUAUAAAGGGCUAUGGCCGAUUGAGACACACCCAACCGAACAAAACAUUAUGCAUCUACUUUUUACCUCUAAACUCUAGUCUUUUCCAAUCUCCCUUGCUGUCCAUCGUGAUCUCCACGGCCAUUGAUGGCGUCCUAAGCUCGCUGGUCGACCUAGGUCACGUCCGGCGACGUUCACAUCCUAACGGGGUCCCUCCCGGGCGAGAGCUUCGACGGCCUUUGCUAGUUUGCUCGUAAUCUAGUCGUUCUUCGUCACGUAAGCGCGUUGGUUAUCCUUUGCUGGUUUGCUCGUAAACCUUGCUGCUCUUCACCGCGUAAGUGUGAUACUUAUCCCUCGAGACGACCGAUUCUAGCGAAACCCUAGAAACCGGUCUGACCGGUUUACUCAACUGGUCUGACCGGUCUACGUAGCCCCACGGCUAUUCGGUCCGUUUGCGACUCUCACGUUCGAGUGCUCUCGUGUGUUGACCGAGAUUUGUGUCAACACAUUUUGGCGACUCCGCUGGGGACGAUAAUUCUGGUUAUUGAAGCAAUCGAAAUUUUGUACCCUAGCCCUGUGUUAAUUGAUCUACUAUUUUGGUUCACCCUUGUUAUUGCAUCUGGUCUCUUUAGACCGAUUGCAAAUAUAAUUGUGGUAUUACAUAGCCGAUUGCACUCUACUUUGCUUGCUGCUACAUAUCAAAGAUCAAAAGAAAAGACAAAGUGUUGGUUAUUGAUUGCUUGGAUUACCAAAUAUAUCUGGAUUUAUUGAUUAUAAGACCAGAAGCAUCAAGACCUACUAAGAAGUAUACAUGGCGGGUUAUUCAUGUGCACCACAAUAAUAUUACUACACCACGCCUGAGGUACAACAUGCAAGUACAUCAUAUAUUUCUACUGAUUAUUUUGCUAGUACCAUAAAUUCUCAUGUUGAUGUUGCUAGUCAUAAUAGUGGUAUACAUAUUGCAUCGGCUAGUAAUUAUUCAGAUGGUUUUAAUUAUGCUGCUUAUAAUUCUGAAAAUUGCUUGCAACAGCCCAUGCCAAAUAAUAUGCAUAAUCUGAAUUUUGAUGCUACUAGCAACAUACAACAUACAUAUUUUCAUACAUCGGCAGCAGAACAAGUUCACAUGCCGAUGAACAAUUAUCAAGGCCAAACUAAUAUAGUGAGUUCGGCCAAUCUUUAUGAGACAUCAUGUGCUAAUGAUUUUAAUACUUUUCAGCAAGGUGUUUCAUACGCUUAUUCAUCGGCAACCAAUUUAGAAUAUUUGACUCAAAGCAUGCCGAUGAAUGAGAAAAUUGGCCAUGCUGAUUUUAGAUGUCCGGCCAAUUAUUCUCAACCAUUAUAUGCUAGAGUGGAAGAUGCAUGUAUAAAUUCAGCACCAUAUACAAAUGCUAAUACUCAUACUUCGGUUCCAGAUGUUUCCAAUACUUAUAGACGAAUUAAUGAGAAUUCAGUAAGAUCACAUUCAUCUCGACAGAUUAAUUUUUCAUGUGUUUCAUCUCAUGCAUCAUCACAUAGUUUUGGUACUACUUAUUCUUCGUUACCGAAAGUUCAUGCUUGUGAUUUUGCACAAAAGGUUGCACCGAACAGUGUUUCUACUAUAUUGCAAAAGCCAAAUACUUUGUGGGAUGCAGAAAAUGCUGAGCUUAAGAAUGAUGUGAUUAAAAGAUUUAACAAGGAUAAAAAAAUUGAGGAUAAGCUUAGCAAAUUUGCAGAAACACAAAUAAGAUUGUAUAAAUCUUGUUUCCAAGAAACAGGGCAAGGAUUUGUUCAAGUAAUGGAAUUACCAUCCAUUGACGAUAUAUUCAAGGAAAUGAGAUUUGCAGCUACAAAGCCGGUUACAUCAUCGGUUGAUAGUGGAAGAAAGAAUAAUUCCGAUAUGGGUAGCAAUUCGGUUAUGGUGAGAACCGAAUUGAAUAAAGAUCGUCCCGAAUCUAUUGUAUUGAAAGAGAAAAGUCUAGCCGUACAAAAAACUGCCAAAUUCAAUAAAACAGCUAUGCUUGACUUUUCGGAAGCUAAAAGACCCAUAUCUGUAAGUAGCCUUGUCAAGUGCAAUAGUGAGCAACAAAUUAUGACUCAACGGAGUUCGGUCGGUGAUAUACAUCAAGAUACUAGAGACCAUUAUCUCAGGAGCAAUGACAAGGUAUUGACAGGCCAACAUUCAGAGUUGUCUAGUUGCACUAGAACAACCGGUCAGACUGGGUUCCUGCAGGAAGUGCUGCGGGUGGUCAUCGGGAGGAAAGGCAUGAUAUCAUCCACAUAGAGGUUCCUCGCCUCUCCCGCAUAUUUGACAAGGUACGCUUUUCAAGUAAUUUACCCAAUUCCAGAUCAGAUCAUAUGAUUUCAGUCGAUACAUCUACUAGAGAUAUGAUUGUGAAUAAUCCUAGAAGAUCGAUUGAGGAAGGUAAUUUACUUGCUAGCAACAAAAUAAUUUCAGAUAGUGUCGGCCAGUGCAUUGUGAAAAUUAGAAAGGCUGAUAAUAGUAAUAUUUUGGCAUUUAGACUCGCUCCGUCAUCGUUGCCAAAAUUUUUCUCUACAUGGUUUACUUGUGGUCAUUCUGGGAUUAAAAACAAGAAACCAAAACCGAAAAGCAUUGUGAAAUCCGAUAAUGAUAUAGUGAUAAGCUCUAAAGUAUUGGAUGUGGGAAGCACAAGUAAAGGUAUAGCCGAAUGGAUUAAUGAGAAAUCUGAACCAUUCGUUUGCUCAGCCUUAAAACCUUCUCCACAAAAGCGCCGGUUAGAGAAAAUAAAAUAUACCUUCGAUUUGACUUUGUGUGAUGAUUUAUUUGAUAUAUUGCUGGAGAAGAAUUUUAUUAAACCUUUUGGUCACAAAGUCUUGCUGUCAUCUCUUGAUGCAAAGGAGCGAGAUUAUUGCAAUUGCAUAAUUCAUUUGAUCACAGUAUUCAGAAUUGCAAUAUGUUUCGCCAAAUUAUACAAUCGGCCAUUAACUCCGGACGAUUGAAAUUUGCUCAUGAACAAGAGAAUGACCAAUUGAAAUCAAUUGGUCUUGAUGAUAAGAAGUUACAAAAUUGGCCAGUCCAUGUAACAAGAAAAAUAUUGGUGAGGAGGAAGAUUCUAAGCCCUCAAGUGAUAUAGAAGACAUCGUCCAAAUUGAAGAUGUUUCGAAGGACGAUGAGCUUAAU